AUGGUACAGCUCUCCCACACCGCGGCCUCACGCAGGGCCGUCCGUGCCUACGGUGCUAUCACGGAAGACGAUCCAAAUUCGGCAUCUAUCGACCAUGCCAGGCUCGCAAGAAUCGCCAGACAUUAUCGCUCGUGUGAGCCACAUUACGCCCUAGACGUUCUUCUUCGCGGAACAGAGAUAUGUUUCCCCGAAAAGCCCUCGAAGUCGGAUCCUUCUGCUGCGUACCUGGCGCUUAUGGAAAAACUGCGACAUGAGCAGGCGGAAAAGGCGUAUGCUUCAAUGCUUAACAUCCCUGAGAAAGACGACUCGCCCCAUUCGAUUGCAAAAGAAAUCUCAGAUCAGAUAUCAGUAAUCCUCAAUGUAUUAUUUAGUUCCAUUUUCACCGGACUAGCUAUAUGGUAUGCGACAGCCAACCUUAGCAUGUAUAAGCGUAGAGAGCCCCUUCGCGUGGGAGCCUCGAUUACUGUUGCUAUUAUUGUCGCAGUGGCUGAAGUCGCCCUGUUUAAUGGCUACCUGCGCAAGAUGGACGAUGCCAAAACCAAGGCACGGCUACAACGGGAGGUAAAAAGUAUCACACCUCUUAAAAACGAACCUGAUACCUGA
Orbilia oligospora ATCC 24927 is the source of this 603-nucleotide messenger RNA. RefSeq lists its product as uncharacterized. NCBI's taxonomy places the organism in Eukaryota, Fungi, Ascomycota, Orbiliomycetes, Orbiliales, Orbiliaceae. The coding region runs from base 1 to 603 and encodes 200 amino acids. Gene Ontology annotation, cellular component: endomembrane system. The record is from RefSeq and is a predicted model, not a curated record. Gene Ontology annotation, biological process: vacuolar proton-transporting V-type ATPase complex assembly. The transcript is spliced from 2 exons.